ACGUGAAGCUCAAGACUAUUGGAACAUUUGAAUGUUUACUAAAUGGGGCUUAUGUUUACUAAAUUUAGGGAAAAUGCAGGGAGAGUAGAGAGAGUAUAAAAUGAAAUUAGGGAUUUCAGAAAUCACUAUGCAGAGAGGGUAAAGGUCUCGCGUCUCAGCCACGAUCAAAAAUAUACUCCGCCGCGCUUCCGUCGUCCCUACCGCCAGAGUGACCACCGCGACUGUGACCCACCACUUCAUUGUUUCAAUUGCUCCACUAGCUCUAUCUACCACUACAAAAUGAACAACCAACGUCCAAGAAGGACCAUAGAGAGCCCCAAUCUCUCUUCCAUUCUCCCGCACGAUUUGAUCGUUCGAAUUCUGUUGAGGUUACCGGUGAGAUCUCUGCUUCGUUUCAAAUCGGUGUCUAAGCCCUGGCUCUUUCUCAUUUCCGAUCCCCAAUUCGGCAAAUCUCGCUAUGACCUAGCUGCUGCACUCACCCACCGAUGUCUGGCAAAUCAUAAUGAUUCUGAAAUUGAGUCCAUAGAUAUAGAUGCAGCAUCACUUCACAAUUAUGAGUCUUCUGUAGUAAACCUCAAAUAUCCGCUUUCAUCACCCCCUCACGAGAACAACCCUGUUGAUUUCUUGGGUUCUUGUAGAGGAUUUAUACUUGUAGCCUAUGGACGGGGUAAUGUCAUUGUAUGGAAUCCAUCAACCCGUGUCCGGAGAAGAAUUGCAGACAACCUUGAAUGGAUGAAGUUUCACUUUUUAAAUGGUUUUGGAUAUGACACAUCAACGGAUGACUACUUGCUUGUUCGUAUAGAAGUGAAUCUUUGGGAAACCUAUAUUUAUAGUCAACAAGAUCCAGACAUUAUAACUAAUCAUCCUACUCGCAUUCGCCUUUUUUCCAUGAAAACAAAUUCCUGGUUUUACCUAGAGGGUGCUUAUGCUCAAUAUGCGGAUCUGGGGCAUUGUGAAUUCAAAGUUGGGUCCUUCUUGAACGAGGCUCUGCACUGGUUCGUUACCUCUGUUGAAACCAGUAAUCAUGCAAUCAUUGCCUUUGAUUUGGUAGAAAGGAGUUUGUCCGAGAUUCCUUUGUCUCAAAUUUUAGCCAGGGAAUUAGAAUGUAGAGAGUAUCAUUUGCGGGUCAUGGGCGAAUGUCUCAGCCUAUGUUGCCCGGGUGAUCAGUAUGACGUAGCUUCAAUGGCUGAGAUUUGGAUGAUGAAAAAAUAUAAAGUGCAGUCUUCUUGGACUAAGUUAUUUGUUUUUUCUACUUGUAACAUUCCCCACAACAUGUUUUUUCCAAUAUGUUUCACCAAACAUGGUGAAAUUUUUGGAUCAAACGGCUCUAGAAGCUUAAUGAUAGUUAAUGACAAAGGAAAGCUGCUUGAUGAAUGCUCAUUUGAUUGGUAUCGAGCGGAUUUACUUCAUUGUGGUAUGUAUAGAGAGAGUUUACUAUCACUCCCUAAUGACUUUGAGGAAGCAAGUGGUGUCUUAGAAGAAGCACGUGAAGAUGACCAGCUGACGAGUUCCUUGAAGGAGACAAGUUAAGAUGAUCAAUAGUAUCUGCCAAUAAGAAUUAGUCGGUGCCUCACUUGUUUCAGUACUGAUCCCAAAACCCUAUACCAUUAUCGAUUGAGAAGCUUUUAAGCUCUAUCUUCUCCACUGGAAAAUGAACAAGCAGCGUCCAAGAAGGAGCACAAAGAGCCCCUCUCUCUUCUCCCAUCUCCCUGAAGAGUUGAUUCCACAAAUUCUGCUGAGGUUACCAGUUCGAUCUCUACUCCGUUUCAAAUCCGUCUGCAAAUCAUGGUUGUCUCUCAUUUCUGAUCCCAAAUUCGGUAAAUCUCACUAUGACCUAGCUGCUUCACCCACCUACCGAUGUCUUACAAUAGCUAAUGAUUCUGAAAUUGGGUCCAUAGAUGUAGAUGCACCACUUCUCAAUUAUGAAUCUUCGGUAGUAAAACUCAAAUAUCCACUUCCACCACCCUGUAAGCUAUCUCUAUUUUCUGGCAACACUGUUUGGUUCUUGGGUUACUGUAGAGGGUUUGUAAUUGUAGUUUAUGAACAGGGUGAUGUUUUUUUAUGGAAUCCAUCAACUGGUGUUCAUAAAAAAUUUAAUAUUGCACAUGUUUCAGACUU
Lotus japonicus is the source of this 2118-nucleotide messenger RNA. RefSeq names its product F-box protein CPR1-like. Lineage: Eukaryota; Viridiplantae; Streptophyta; Magnoliopsida; Fabales; Fabaceae. Gene Ontology annotation, molecular function: protein binding. The record is from RefSeq and is a predicted model, not a curated record. The transcript has 4 exons. The coding region runs from base 280 to 1530 and encodes 416 amino acids.